Molecule: messenger RNA, 1638 nt
Organism: Charadrius vociferus (killdeer)
Lineage: Eukaryota; Metazoa; Chordata; Aves; Charadriiformes; Charadriidae
Gene: MGRN1
Product: mahogunin ring finger 1, E3 ubiquitin protein ligase
Exons: 16
Coding region: 21-1517 (498 amino acids)
Biological process (GO): endosome to lysosome transport; negative regulation of G protein-coupled receptor signaling pathway; protein ubiquitination
Cellular component (GO): cytoplasm; early endosome; plasma membrane
Molecular function (GO): ubiquitin protein ligase activity
Source: RefSeq, a predicted model, not a curated record
ACUUUGCAAGUCACUUCUUUAUGGGAGGCGAGAAGUUUGACACGCCUCACCCCGAGGGCUACCUUUUUGGCGAGAACAUGGAUCUAAACUUCCUUGGGAAUAGACCUGUUCAGUUUCCCUAUGUAACUCCAGCUCCACAUGAGCCAGUGAAGACACUCAGAAGUUUGGUGAACAUCCGCAAAGACUCACUCCGACUUGUGAGGUAUAAAGAUGAUGUUGACAGUCCUACUGAGGAGAAUGGGAAGCAGAAAGUCCUGUACAGCCUGGAGUUCACAUUUGAUGCGGAUGCCCGUGUUGCCAUCACAAUCUACUGCCAGGCUACGGAGGAGUUUGUUGGUGGCAUGGCAGUAUACAGCACAAAGAAUCCCUCUCUGCAGUCGGAGACGGUUCAUUACAAGAGAGGGGUAAGCCAGCAAUUCUCCCUGCCUUCCUUCAAGAUUGAUUUCUCAGACUGGAAGGAUGAUGAGCUGAACUUUGAUUUGGAUCGUGGCGUGUUCCCUGUGGUCAUCCGAGCGGUGGUGGAUGAAGGCGAUGUGGUGGUUGAGGUGACGGGUCAUGCCCAUGUUCUUCUGGCUGCAUUUGAAAAGCACGUUGAUGGCAGUUUUUCCGUGAAGCCCUUAAAACAGAAACAGAUCGUUGACCGGGUGAGCUAUCUGCUUCAGGAGAUCUAUGGCAUCGAGAACAAAAACAACCAAGAGACCAAGCCUUCAGAUGAUGAGAACAGUGACAACAGCAACGAGUGCGUGGUUUGCCUGUCGGACCUCCGUGACACCCUCAUUCUGCCCUGCAGACACCUCUGUCUGUGCAAUUCCUGUGCUGACACCCUGCGCUACCAGGCCAACAACUGCCCCAUCUGCAGGCUGCCCUUCCGUGCCCUGCUGCAGAUCCGGGCUGUGAGGAAGAAGCCAGGGGCUCUGUCGCCAGUGUCGUUCAGCCCUGUGUUGGCACAGAGUGUUGACCACGACGAGCACUCUAGCUCUGACAACAUCCCUCCGGGCUACGAGCCCAUUUCCUUGCUGGAAGCGCUGAAUGGCCUUCGCUCGGUUUCCCCCUCCAUCCCGUCAGCUCCUCUGUAUGACGAAAUCAACUACUCUGGUGUGGUGGAUGGGAUGCCGCCCGCGAGCCGCCCGCUUGUUGGGAUGGACAGAGCCGUGGAGAGCAGCCACCAAAAGGGCAAACGCAGCAAGUCUCCAGAUAGCACACUACGGUCUCCCUCGUCCCCGAUCCACGAGGAGGAUGAAGAGAAGCUCUCCGAGGACUCGGACUCGCAGCCAGCGCUGAGCGGGGGUGAGCUGGUCCUGAGAGAGACCAGCUCUCCAGAAAGCAUGGCAGGGGAAGAGAUCGAGGAGGCCUCAUCCCUGCAGCAGGGUAGCCGCCCACCCUCCGUUGAAGACGUCCUGCAGGACGGUAGCUGCGGGGAGCACAGGAGCCUGACGCAGUCCGAGAGUGACCCUCCGGUAGACGUCUACCUGCCAGCACUGGGUCCCGAUUCCUGCUCUAUUGGUAUAGAGGAGUAAGCUGGCUCAUCCGACUUCACCAAGACGCUCCCCGGCCGCGGCACCGGCAGACCCACGCAGCCCCUUCUCUUCGAGCAGACGCGUCUUCACCUGGAGGACGAGCAGAACCUCUUGUGAGCGG